CAUGCUGCCCGCGCUCAACUGCUGGUGGUGGGCACGCAGAUCGAAGGCGUCUGCUUUGCUUCGUCUUCGUCUUUGCCGUCUCAGCGACGGACAGCCAAGAAACAAGAAAGAGGAAAGCGGGGGCAAGCAGAUUAGUCUCCUCCUCCUCCUCCCCCUCUCCCUCCCGGCAGCGGCAAGAAGGAGCUCACAAGUCUCGAGCCAGUCAACCGAUAUCAACAGCCCAGACGUAGGAGGUGGAUCUGAUCGAUCGCCCGCCGCGCCGCCCAAGGAGCUCUGAUCGAUUCAUGUCAAGAUAUGCUGCAGCGGGCGGCGAGCAACGCCUACUCGUGGUGGUGGGCGAGCCACAUCCGCACCACCCAGUCCAAAUGGCUCGACGCAAACCUCCAGGAUAUGGAGAAUCGAGUCAAGAUCAUGCUUAAACUCCUCGGGCAGGAGGCCGAUUCUUUCGGCAAGAGGGCCGAGAUGUACUACCGCACAAGACCGGAGGUGAUAAGCCAUGUGGAGCAAGUCUACAGGGCCUACAGAGCCCUCGUUGAACGCUAUGACCACAUAUCCAAGGAGCUCCAUAAGGCCAACCACACUAUUGCUACUGCAUGUCCAGAGGAGGUGCAAUAUGCAAUGUUGCAAGAGGAGGAUGAGGAUGGUGACCUCCCCAAAGCAAUCACACCAAUCAACUCGAACAAGAAACACAAGUCCACGGUUGAAGAAAUUCUCAACAGAAAGAGACAAGGUCCAUCAGGCCAGAACAAGCUAGCCUCUGCUCCACACAUGACCACAGAGGAGGCACAAGAGGAGAUCAGCAGACUUCAGAAGGCUAUACUUGUCCUGCAAACCGAGAAAGAAUAUGUUAAGAGUUCUUAUGAGAGUGGUAUUGCUAGGUACUGGGAGAUCGAGAAGCAGAUUGCAGAUACGCAGGAGGAAAUUUGUCUCAUUCAAGACAAAUUCAACGCUCAUGCAGCCAUUCACGAUGAUGAAGCCCGUGCCUUGAUGACAAUAGCAGCUCUUAGAUCUUGUCAGGGUACGAUAUCUCGGCUGGUACGUCAUUUUGAGGAGUUGAUUAGGAUUGCAGCCAUGGAGAUGGAAAAAACAAAGUCUCUCCAAGCACAGUUGUAUGCUAUGAAUGGCAACACUGACACAUCUCCAAAAGACACUAGCAGCACUGAAGCGUUGGUGAGCACAAGGGCUUACCCAGUUACCCAGAGAAUACUCGAGUUGCAGCCCAUAUAUGAAAAAAUUGACAAAUUUUUUACCAACGGUUCUGAAUCCUCUGUAGAGGAGAUUGCAGAUAAUGUUGAUGAACUUGUUGAUAAAGUUGUCAACUUGGAGCUCAAGUUCCCGAAACAGUCAGCACAAAUCAAUCAACUGAAACAAGAGAAUGAGAGGCUUAAGAAUAAAUUGGAUGAGUUACAAGACGAGAUGGCACUUCGUGAUGACCAAAGCGACUUAAAUGCACAGCUCAAGCCAUUAGAGGACGAGUUGAAUGGAGCCCAAAUUCUUGAAAGAUCAAUUGUUGAGGAAGAGGUUUCUGUCAGCGUAUGCUUUUCUGAAGUCUUUAGUUGCAUAAUUAAUAUCUCAAAGGCACUUGGAUCUGUUGACCCUGAAGACCUGUAUAAUUUGUCGACUGAUGUAGGAGAUGGUGCAAUGGUUUCAACAGAUAUGAACCUGGAGUACUUUACUGAAGAGAGCAAGAGUGGGGAAUUCAUAGACAUAGAGGCACCAACUCUAAGUGAUCGUUUAGGCCAAGAUAGAGAAGAUGUCUCGGAAGUUGUAAAUGAUAACGGUAAUGAUGGCAUCCAUGGCUCUAAGAAUGGUGAUGGGGAAAAAUUCCCGACAGAAAAUUGCAUUCUAGUCAGAAAUAAAAUGUCCAUGUAUUCUGACAACCAUAUCGAUCAGUUUGUUAGUUCCGGAAAUGAGAAUGGUGUUGAUAACUCAGGCGAGGGCAAUGCAGAUAUCUCAUCGGAAGAAGUAUGCCAGGGUUCGUCAGAAAAUGAGAUUGGAAGUGGAAACUUUGCUCAAGGGAAUAUUUUUAAAGGUGAAUAUCCAUUGAGAAUAAUCAGUCAGACUCAUCUCCUUCACUCAGGUAGUAUAGAUACUUUAGACAAGAAGUAUGACUCUAAUGAACAAGGUUCAUCAACUGAGCAGAUUGGUCCAGUUGCUUCAUCUGACUCAAACACUUUAAAGGAAAAAGAUCCCCUAGAAGAAUCCUCAUUGCAAGAGGCUACUUGUUUCAGUGGUCUGGAUAAGAGCCUGGACUCGCAGCAUACAAAUGAAGCCAGAUCUGUUGAAGAAUUGCCAAACCAAGGUGGUCAUCUUAAUUCUCCACUAAAUAUUGAAAGUUUGAAUAAAUGCAGCCAAGUCGUAGCACCUAAAGGCGAUGGCUGCAUUUUGUUAGGUCAUGUGGAUAGCAUCCAGUAUACAAAGAACAGGAUAAAUGCAGAUGCAUAUUCCUCAGAUGUGAGGGAUGAAACUUCCCUCUGUGUGCCAGCUGGAGAUUCUGAGGAAACUGAAGGAUCACAUCGUCAAGUAUUGGAAGAUCUGACAGAUUCAGAAAAUGUGGCCAGUGACAUUCGCUAUAGUCAGCUAGAGAAGAAGAGUUCAAAUGGCAGAGAGCUUGCAAGCAAAGCAACUACCUCGAGUGACCAUGGAGGAAAGAGUCAUGGUGAAAAGGUUGCUAUGAUGGGAGAAGAAUGUGUACCUAGCUGGCAAGAAUUUCUUCUUGAUGGGCUUGAAGGUAGAGAAGCAAUACUACUAGCUGACUAUACUUCCAUUCUGCGGAACUACAAAGAAACAAAGAGAAGGCUUACUGAACUGGAGAAGAAAAACCAGGAGCAUCUUGAAGAGACAAAAUCGGUUAUACGGGAGUUGAGGAAUGCAAAUUCCAUGAAGUAUGUUGAAAUCCAGUCACUAAGAAAUCUCUUGGACUCCUCAGAGAUGCCACCCAGUAAAGCGGGUAGUAACUUGACCGCUUUCUCAAGUAUGAGAUCUUUCAGGGAAAUUAACAGAUCAAAUUGCACUUUGGAUAGAGAGGUUUCAACUGUGGAGGAAAGCAGUUUUAGCAACAUCGAGGCAGCAGAGAACACAUCAGCAUUUGAAGCAAGGUUCAGAAAUGACAUUGACACUUUGGUGGAGGAAAAUUUGCAGUUCCUGGUAAGGUAUAGCAUGGCUUCCCACCACAUGCAGGAGUUUGACAGAAGAUACCAGGAGGUACAAAAAGAAAUGGAGGACACAGAAGAUAAGAAGACAGGAGAAUCUGAUAUUGCACCAGAGCCUGAACCUGCUGAAAAAAAGUUGAGAGAGCUACGAACUGAACUGGACGUAUGGUUUGAGCAGAAUGCGCUUCUUGAUCAAGAAUUGCAGCUUAAGAGCGCGUCUCUUUGCAGACUGCAAGAGGAGAUAGCCGAAGCUCUGCGUGGUAGCUCGGAGAUGGUUGGAGCCAGGUUUACACCAUAUGAAGCGGCCAAGUUUCAAGGGGAGGUCCUGAACAUGCAGCAAUCCAACAGCAAGAUUGAGAGUGAGCUGCAGGCGGCAUCAGAGCGCAUGAGGGGGCUUCAAGCCAAGGUCAACGAUGCCCUGCACGGGAGUUUUGAGAUUUCAUCCCGGCGUUUGUCGCAGCCAGAGACCGAAAGUAGCCACGAGAAACAGUUCAAGCAUUUUCCAAGUAGGACCAGAGUACCGUUGCGGAACUUCCUGUUUGGAACAAAGCGAAAGAAGAAAUCAAUAUUUGCCUGCAUCAAUCCCACACUCCAGAAGCAGUUUAGCGAUCUCUGAGAUGUGUGAGUUAGUUUGCCCUUUUUUCCAUCUCGAGUUCCAGAAAGUGUCAUUUCAGUAUCGGACAUUAUUUUAUUGCUCGCACUUGCAGUGAAAAAGAUGUUGAGAGAUGCGCGCAUAUGGUAGCAACUAGAAUUUGGCUCACCUCCGGGAGGUUAAAAGAGGAGCUUAUGGGAUGGGAGUAAUUCUUCUUCUUCUUCUUUUUGAAUUCCGAAGACUUUACCAUUACUCUAGAGGUCUAGAGCUCACAGAACACCGGCGACACAUGAACAAUAGUUGUCUCACCGGUGAUCUACUCUGCUGAGUAGUUUUGUUUCUCAGAGUAAAAGAGCAGGCUUUGCUUGAAUUAGCAUGUGUUGUUUGGAAUGGUAAUUUAUUCAUUUAAUUUCGUCUGAUUGAGAAUUUGGAGGACAAACAUGCCAA
Molecule: messenger RNA, 4191 nt
Organism: Panicum hallii
Lineage: Eukaryota; Viridiplantae; Streptophyta; Magnoliopsida; Poales; Poaceae
Product: protein NETWORKED 2A-like
Exons: 2
Coding region: 295-3768 (1157 amino acids)
Molecular function (GO): actin binding
Source: RefSeq, a predicted model, not a curated record